This is a messenger RNA of Cylicocyclus nassatus, 1190 nucleotides long. The record is from the annotation of a GenBank genome assembly. Lineage: Eukaryota; Metazoa; Nematoda; Chromadorea; Rhabditida; Strongylidae.
CUAGAAUGUUUUGUUGCCAAAGAUUUCCAUGAGGUUGAACGGUCUUACUGUACCUUGGAACAUCCUCUAUCGCAGUUUCAAUGUGGUCUUCUUGCAUAAGCAACCACGAAAUCGUCGGUAUUUCGAUAUACUGCUAAUGGAAGUGCCCGAGCAAGAGCUACCUCCCUCCUACGAGUGGUUCUCGGAACAGAUUGCUGGUCAUCAUCCAUCUGUGAUAAAGAAUGGAAAGCGGGAAAUAGGUAUUCUCAAGAAAAAUGGCAGUGACAAGGUCCUAAAGCCAAAGCAAGAUGGGCUACGCGGAGAGUGCGAGGUCAAUGUCUACAAGUUGGUGGAAAGAGCAUUGCGUCAUGGAACUUCCGGAGAAGUAGAUUACGACGGCCGAGUCGAAAAGCCUAGAGGAUGGGAAAAUGUUAGAGAAGAGGAUCUGAAGGGUUUGAUUGAGUUGACUCCAGCCUUUUAUGGUAUAACAACUCUCUCCAUCGAUAAAGAAGACCAUGAGUUUAUGAUUCUGGAAGAUAUAACAGUUCAUUACAAACGACCUGCUAUUCUUGACAUCAAAAUGGGGAAGAUCACCUAUGACCCAUUUGCAAACAAAGAAAAGCGAGAGAAGGAGUCUGGCAAGUACCCACCACAAAAAAUUCUUGGCUUCCGGUUGUUGGGAUAUCGGAUGCAUCGCAACAAUGGAGAAGUGAUAGUUAAGGAUAAGGAAUGGGGCAAAGCACAUGAUGAACACAACGUCCUUGAUGGCUUACACGAAUUUUUCUCUGGACGGGGGACCGACCCGGCCGUAACAUCUCAAGUGUUAGAAAAGAUGGAUCGGGUCAGAAAAUGGUUUGCUGCCCAAAAGUCAUUUCAAUUCUACGCGUCUUCCUUGUUAUUUGUAUACGAAAAUGAUCCAUCUUUACCGUCAAACGUCCAAAUUGUGAUGAUUGAUUUUUCUCACGUCUUUCCGUCAAAUGACAAAUAUGAUGUCAAUUAUAUUCAUGGCCUUGAGACAUUGUAUAGCAAAUUGCAAGCACUCCACGAUAGCUUCCUAGCAUCAUCGAAGCAAUCUCAUUAGUAUGCUCCGCAUUCCAUAAUAACUUGAUAUGCACUUACACCUAUGUCCUUCUGAUUAUAAAACAUAUUAUGAGCAACAUUUAUUUGAAGAUUCAUGUCAGUAAGUGAAAAGAGAUUAACAAAUAUAUGGG